GACGACGACGAUGAGGAAGAGAUGGUCGUGAAGGCGCCGUCCAAGAAGGCCAAGGUCGAGAAACCCAAGUCUAUCUUGAAAAAGGCGAAGUCGGCGGAAAGCGAGGGGGAGAGUGAGGAAGAGGAGGAGGAGGAUGUGGGGACGAUGCGACGUCCGAUUUCUAAGACCGUUCAGUCCAAGCUGGAUGAGGAUGAUGCGGAGAUUGCCGCGCUGGAGAAGCGGUUGGGUCUGAAGAAGGGCAAGAAACUCCCCAAGUCGUUCGAUGAAGAUGGGCUGGGCGACCUGCUCGGUGACUUGGAUGAGGGGUCUGCUGACGAGGGCAAGAAGCGCAAGAGGGAGGCGGAUGAGUGGCUGUUGAACAAGCGGAGAAAGGCGCAGGGUCUGAAGGUUGAGGAAGAGGACGAUGAGAGUGAGCUGGAUAGCGAGGAUGGGAUGGACGCUUUCGACGAGGAUGAGGACGACUCCAUGGGGGAUUUCGACGAGGAUGAAGAUGAGGAUGAGGAUGAGGAGGAAGAGCCUGUUCCCAAGAAAAAGGAGAACCCCUACGUCGCACCGGUUGCAGACGAGAAUCGCCCGCAGAAAUACAUCCCUCCGUCGCUGCGCGCUGCGUCCAACUCUGAAUCCGAGUCGCUGGUCCGGCUGAGACGCCAGGCUCAGGGACAUCUGAACAAGCUGUCCGAGGCCAACAUGAUCUCCAUCCUCGCCGAGUUUGAGAAGCUUUACCGGGAACACCCCCGCCAGAACGUCACUUCGACGCUGAUCUCCCUGCUGUUCGGCAUGAUCUGCGAGAGAUCCGCUCUCUCGGACACGUUCAUCAUCCUGCACGCCGGCUUCAUUGCCGCUAUAUACAAGGUGAUUGGCAUGGACUUCGGCGCGGAGAUCGUGCAGAAGAUCGUCGAGACGUUCGAUGCUGGCGGCGACGAGCGCGGAAAGUACCAAGGAAAGGAGACGGUCAACCUGAUGUCCCUGCUGUCGCAGCUAUACAACUUCCACGUCAUCGGAAGCACGCUCGUGUUCGACUACGUCCGGCACUUCUUGCAAGAAAUCACCGAGGAGAACACGGAACUGCUCCUGAAGAUCAUCCGAAACUCCGGACCCCAACUCCGCCAGGACGACCCCUCCUCCCUCAAGGACAUCGUGCUGCUCAUCCAGCCCGCCGUCGCCAAAGCCGGCGAAGGCAGCCUGUCCGUCCGGACGAAGUUCAUGAUCGACACGAUCAGCGACCUGAAGAACAACCGGCUCAAAUCCAACACCAACACCACCAUCACCACCGAACACAUCACCAAGAUGCGCAAAAUCCUCGGCGCGCUCAACAACACGCGCACCAUCCGGGCGUCCGAGCCCAUCAGCAUCUCCCGGAGCGACAUCCACAACUCCUCCAAGAAGGGUAAAUGGUGGCUUGUGGGCGCCAGCUGGCGCGAAGACCCCCUCGAAUCCGCCCGUCAGGAACUCUCCUCUCUCCCGGGCACCAUCUCCAACCCCCACGCCCAAGCCCACGCCCACGACCAAUCCGACCAAUCCGACAGCGAAGCCGAACCCGACUACCUCACCCUCGCCAAAGCGCACAGAAUGAACACCGACGUGCGCCGCUCCAUCUUCGUCGCCAUCAUGUCCGCAACAGACUACCAAGACGCGCACGUCCGCCUCCUCAAACUCCGGCUCAAGCGCGCGCAGGAAUUCGAAAUCCCCCGCGUCCUCACCCACUGCGCCCUCGAAGAAGACGCACAUAACCCGUACUACACGCUCAUCGCCAAACGGCUCUGCGGCGAGAUGGGCCGUCGGAUCAAGGUGUCGUUCAUGUACGCGCUGUGGAACAUCUUCAAGCGCAUGGGCGAGUCCGGCGACAUGGACGACGACGACUCCGACAACGACGGCGCCUUCGGCGACGACGACGAGAAUGCGCUGGAGAUGAAGUCGGUCGUCAAUCUGGCCAAGAUGUACGCGGCGUUAAUCGCGGACGGGACCCUGAAUCUGGGCGUCUUGAAGAUCCUCAACUUUGCGUACCUGCAGGAGAAGAGUCGCUUAUUUGUCGAGGUUCUGCUGAUUACGCUGAUCCAAGUCUCGCAGAAGCAGAAGAAGGGGAAGAAGGGGAAGAAGGAUCCGGCUGAUGAUGAGGGGAGAGACGAGAAAGCCCUGAUGGAGAUCUUCCUGCGUGCGCGGGAGACGCCGCAGAUCGCCAAGGGGCUGAUCUUCUUUCUGAGGAAGGUCGUCGCCAAGACCGACAUCGUGGAUGCGAAGGAGAUUAAGUUGGUGAAAUGGGGGUGUAAGGUUGCGGUGGAUGCGUUGAAGGUGGUUGUCAAGGAUGGGGGGGAGUAACAGAAAAUAAACUACCUGCCUUCCUUUAGGGCUAACUAACUAACUGGCUAACUAGAUGAAUGUUUGGCGUUGGUGGGCUGCAUACCUGGGUGGGAAAAGC
Messenger RNA from Aspergillus heteromorphus CBS 117.55, 2416 nucleotides. RefSeq names its product MIF4G domain-containing protein. Gene Ontology annotation, biological process: ribosomal small subunit biogenesis. The record is from RefSeq and is a predicted model, not a curated record. Gene Ontology annotation, cellular component: nucleolus. Gene Ontology annotation, molecular function: protein binding; RNA binding. NCBI's taxonomy places the organism in Eukaryota, Fungi, Ascomycota, Eurotiomycetes, Eurotiales, Aspergillaceae. The transcript is spliced from 2 exons. Bases 22 to 2316 code for a protein of 764 amino acids.